AUGGCACAGUUCGAAGAAAAGGCUCUAUUCGGAGGUGCCAUCACCGGCGCUGCGCCGCAAGGAUGGAUUGAUGGGAGCACCGUUCGCGAAAUCCCAGAUCAUCAGGAGCUCUUCCUAUCCUCCACGACUCUGUCAAAUCUCAUCUUUGAAGUCAACGAAUACGUCACCAAACAACAGGCCCUGAGCACAUUGAGCGCCGUGGCAUCACCAGAUCUCGCGCCGCGCACUGGAGGCAUCCAUGCCGAUGCCGAUGCAGAGGGUAUAGCUGCUGCGACUUACCAUCUUCGAGACCUCUGCGACGAAGAGGAUGCGAUAGAUGUGAUCAACGCGCCACGGAGAGUUCAACUCAAGAAACUCACCUCCCCAGCAGCAAAGGAUAAUCACCAUCCGUCGGCAUUCUCGGGUCUGGUGAAGUUCACGACUCCGCGGAAACAGCGGAGAGGGUCGGCACAGCUGCAGCGACAGAAUGUCUCUUUUAUUUCGGUUGAUGCUUCGGGGGGAUCGUCGUCGUCAAUUUCACCAUCUGCUGCUACUGAUAGUAACAAUUCAACACAGAGUUGUCACUUUUUAUUGGUGAGACUGCCGGAGAAGGAGACUGAUUUGCUUGUUUUUGUGAAUGUGCCGCAUGACGAGUUUGAUUUGCAAGGUGAUCCGCGAGCGUUGGCCAAAGAGGAGGAUUUGGCAUGUGGACUGAUACAAAAGUUCGUCGAGGUACUCGAUAUCAAAGACUGGAGUUUGUUUGGCUAA
Talaromyces atroroseus is the source of this 747-nucleotide messenger RNA. RefSeq lists its product as hypothetical. Gene Ontology annotation, cellular component: nucleus. Gene Ontology annotation, biological process: protein import into nucleus. NCBI's taxonomy places the organism in Eukaryota, Fungi, Ascomycota, Eurotiomycetes, Eurotiales, Trichocomaceae. The record is from RefSeq and is a predicted model, not a curated record. The coding region runs from base 1 to 747 and encodes 248 amino acids. Gene Ontology annotation, molecular function: small GTPase binding; guanyl-nucleotide exchange factor activity. The transcript has 2 exons.